GGAGGGCGGCACGGAGCCACGGCCGCGCGCCCCUGCUAGGGACCCUGCGUGCUGUGGCGGCGGCCGGCGCGGAGCCAGAGCCCCGGGGGCGCGCGGUGGGGUGCGGGCGGGCUGAGGGCCACUCGCCGCCGCCUCGAGCGGUCGCAGCACCAGGAACCGCGCCGUCCCCGCCGCCGCCGCUGGGACUCCCUCCCCGGGCAGAGGGGGAGAGAAUGACGGAGCUCCAGUCCGCCUUGCUACUGCGGAGACAACUAGCAGAGCUCAACAAAAAUCCAGUGGAAGGCUUUUCAGCGGGCUUAAUAGAUGACAAUGAUCUUUAUCGAUGGGAAGUCCUUAUUAUUGGUCCUCCAGAUACACUAUAUGAAGGUGGUGUUUUCAAGGCUCAUCUUACUUUUCCAAAAGACUACCCACUGAGGCCGCCAAAAAUGAAAUUCAUCACAGAAAUCUGGCAUCCAAAUGUUGACAAGAAUGGUGAUGUCUGCAUUUCAAUUCUUCAUGAGCCUGGAGAAGACAAAUAUGGCUAUGAAAAACCUGAGGAGCGUUGGCUUCCCAUUCACACAGUGGAAACUAUAAUGAUUAGUGUUAUUUCUAUGCUGGCAGAUCCCAAUGGUGAUUCUCCUGCUAAUGUUGAUGCAGCGAAAGAAUGGAGAGAAGACAGAAAUGGAGAAUUUAAAAGAAAAGUUGCCCGCUGUGUAAGAAAAAGCCAAGAAACUGCUUUUGAGUGACACUUAUUCAGCAGCUAGUAGCUUCACUUUUUUCAGGGUCUUCAAUUGAAAAACAUGGCACUGUUUUUUUCCUGCACUCUACCCACCUAUUGCUGGACUUCUGUUGUUACAAGUUGGCAAACACUGGCUGGAACUGGGCUGCAAUAAAACAUGCCAGUUAUCAAUGCUGACAAGAGCCUAACAAGUGCCAACAUAAGAUGAUUACGCAUUUUGAAAUUUAAUAAACUGCUUUAACCUUCAGGAAGAAUUGUAAAGAUGUGUACAUAGCACAACAUGAUCCGGAUAAUAUAUAUACUGUUCAUGUACAUCCACAAAUACACAUUGUACCAAAUAAUGCUGUCUGUAGUUAGGAAUAGAAUUCUGUAAAUUCUAAAGAUUUUAGCAGGUUUUUCUCUCCCUUUCAUUGUUUCCUACCAGUUUAAAAAAAACAAAACAAAAACAGCAACUUGUGAGGCAUGUCAAACUAAAACCAAUUAGCAUCAAGUAUUUUUUUCUUCCCCCCAUUUUAAUUUUCCCUUGACCCACUGAGGCUUAAUUAAAAUCUUGCUUAUUAAAGUUUAGUAUCUCUUUUUUUCUUUUUUUUUGGUUUUUGGAAAUGUGGUCCCUUUUAUUUCCCCCAUCAGAACUUAAAAUUUUCCUAAUUAAACCCUGAAAGGAUUUGCUAUGAAUUACUUAUCUCUUCUUUUAUGAUGACCUUUGUAGUCUCAAAGGUGUGGGUUGUGGUUGUUUUUUUUUCCUUUUUGUUUUUUUUUUCCUUCCCACCCCUUUUUUUAAGCCCAAUUGCACAUACUUCUUGAAUUGGGUAUAGCAAUAAAACUGGCCAUAAGCAUCCUUGAGCAGCCUGCUGGAUUUUUAACUACAAAGGGACCUGAGUGCUUUCAUUUGGAAGUUCAGUUGACUAAGUUAGUCCAAGACAGGAAUGAGCUGCUUUUUAUGGGUGAUUUUUCUCUUUGCCUUUUUCAUUACCUGUGGGGUGGGGUGUGUGUGGGGAAGGCUUGUAUUUUCUCAAGGUUCAGUUCAAGCAUGCACAUCUGUAGGCUUUCAAAUGACUUAACUUCUGGGUUUGGUAUCAAAAAUAGUUUCCCUCCUUAUCCCUUUUCUCUCUCUCUGUGGCCCUUCAUAUUCUUUGCCUUCUACUUGAGAGUUUUCCUCACCUAAUGUACAAAGAAAAUUGCGAUGUAUAUUUUCAUGUAAUUUGAUUUUUGGAAUUCUGUCACCUUCUGUAGUGAGUUCUUCCAAAAUAUAAUUUUUUCCAAUAA
Molecule: messenger RNA, 1984 nt
Organism: Calypte anna (Anna's hummingbird)
Lineage: Eukaryota; Metazoa; Chordata; Aves; Apodiformes; Trochilidae
Gene: UBE2G1
Product: ubiquitin conjugating enzyme E2 G1
Exons: 6
Coding region: 213-725 (170 amino acids)
Biological process (GO): protein polyubiquitination; proteasome-mediated ubiquitin-dependent protein catabolic process
Molecular function (GO): ubiquitin conjugating enzyme activity
Source: RefSeq, a predicted model, not a curated record